AUGGUAUAUGAAGCUUCAUCAAUUUCUCGGGGCCAUUGGUUCUUUCCCUCGGAAACUAAUACAUCUUUAUUUGUGUAUCAAGCUGAUGGAAUAGUUGCUUACUUGCUCGUCUAUGUUGACGACAUAAUUCUGACUGGCAGCCAUCCCUCCUUCCUUAGUGAUAUUAUCUCAAAGCUUGGUGGUGAAUUCUCCAUUCAUGACUUGGGUUCUUUAAGUUUUUUUCUGGGAGUAGAGGUCAAGUAUACCGCCCGUGGUCUCUUGCUCUCUCAACAGCAAUACAUUAGCAAUCUGAUAACUAGGACUGUUGGAGCCUUACAAUACGUAACUCUCACUAGGCCAGAUCUUACAUUUGUGGUGAAUAAAGUUUGCCAAUUCAUGCACUCUCCAAGCUUAAAUCAAUGGGAUGCAGUUAAACCCUCUCCAGGUUUGUCACUACAAGCAUUCACCGAUUCCGAUUGGGCAAGUUCCUUGGAUGAUAGGAAGUCGACUGGUGGCUAUGCCAUUUUUCUGGGAAAUACUCUAGUCUCCUGGUCGUCUAAGAAACAACGGAUAGUUGCUCGAUCUUCCACUGAAUCAGAGUACAAGGCUCUUGCUGAUGCUACUGCUGAGAUCUCUUGGUUACAAUCCUUAUUAUUUGAACUGGGCAUUCCACUUCCGACUCCUCCAGUCCUAUGGUGUGAUAAUCUUGGUGCCGCUUAUCCAUCUAUCAAUCCAGUUUUCCAUGCUCGCACUAAGCAUGUCUAG
Molecule: messenger RNA, 744 nt
Organism: Nicotiana tabacum (common tobacco)
Lineage: Eukaryota; Viridiplantae; Streptophyta; Magnoliopsida; Solanales; Solanaceae
Source: RefSeq, a predicted model, not a curated record